Messenger RNA from Dreissena polymorpha, 2064 nucleotides. RefSeq lists its product as uncharacterized. Gene Ontology annotation, cellular component: plasma membrane. Lineage: Eukaryota; Metazoa; Mollusca; Bivalvia; Myida; Dreissenidae. The transcript is spliced from 2 exons. Gene Ontology annotation, biological process: iron ion transport. The coding region runs from base 1 to 2064 and encodes 687 amino acids. Gene Ontology annotation, molecular function: copper ion binding; oxidoreductase activity. The record is from RefSeq and is a predicted model, not a curated record.
AUGAAGGAAUGUGUCUUUCAUUUUGAAAUUACAUACCGACUUACGAUGAUGAAUGAUACGAUACUGGUCUAUCCCUACGAUGGAAGCUUGUACGCGUAUAACGUCACCAACACAUCAGCAGCCGAACCCGUAUCGCCUGACAAUGUGAUAACAGGUGAUGGAUGGGAGAAUCCAAGACUUGUAACUGUUGUCAACGGCAAACUCCCAGGUCCAGAUAUAAUCGUGUAUGAGGGACAAGACGUUGUGGUGCAUGUCAAGAACGGCUUGCGCAGCGAGGGGACUACCAUUCAUUGGCACGGUCUGCACCAGGUCGGAACGCCAUGGAUGGACGGUGUCUCUUACGUCACACAAUGUCCGAUACUUCCAGGACAGUCAUUUACCUAUCGGUUUAAAGCCGAGCCAAAGGGAACAUUCUGGUGGCACUCGCACGUCGGAACACAGAGGUCGCAUGGUUUAUUCGGAGCUUUGAUAGUCAAAAAAAGGACCGAGACGAGUACAGAAGAUAUAAUACUUCAAAUACAAGACUGGAAUCACGACAUGUAUUCUGAUAUGGAAAUUACUAAAGAAAAAUACCGCGGAUAUGAUGGAAGAAUGCCUUGGCAUUUAAUUCGUUCUCUUGACAAUAGUGGGUUGACUUUUAGCCCUAUACAUGCCGGCCUUAUAAACGGAAGGGGACGAUAUUACUAUACGGAUGGCACUCACAAUGGCGCUCCACUGACCAUUUUCAACGUCAAGUCAGGCACAAAGUAUCGGUUCCGAGUUAUUGGAACUGCUUCAUCGUAUCCUUUCAGAGUAUCUGUCGAUGCUCACACGUUGACUGUUGUUGCAUCUGAUGGUUAUGACAUAGACACAGUGGAGGCGGAAUCAUUUGUCAUUAAUCCUGGCGAGAGAUUUGACUUCGAGAUCAUGGCCAGUCAGCCUGUCGGUAACUAUUGGAUACGUGGAAUAACUUUAGAGAAAGGACGAAACCACCGAGCAGACGCGAUUUUAAAUUAUAUAAACGCCCCUGCGUCUGAGCCAAAAACCAGCCGUAAACUGUGUACAGCAACAAAACCAUGCAAAGUGUUGAAUUGUCCGUUCACAUAUUAUCCAGAAAACUACACCGAGUGUGUCAAAUUAGACCAAUUAAAAUCGGCACCUUCCGGUGAGCCCGCACCUAUAUUUGAGCCUGGUAAAUCUAAAGAAAUUUUUCUUAAUUUUGGGUUUCCACCCUCAGUAAACGGUAGAUCGUUUGACACUCCUGAUGUUAAUCCUCUUUUGCAACCAAAAGAAUGGUCUUCUCCUUGCACAUCCCCACAGUGUGGCGAUGACCAUUUGUGUAAGUGUACCCAUGCGUUAGACAUAGGUAAUGGGGAUACUGUUCAAAUUGUCCUCUUUAAUAUGGGUAGAAGAAAAGGUGGUUCUCAUCCUAUACACAUGCAUGGACAUUCUUUCUAUGUAUUGAAAAUGGGAUAUGGGAAGUACAAUUCGACUACAGCGGAAAUCAUAGCCGACAAUCCAGAUAUAAAUUGUACAGGCCCUGGUAAAGAUUCUCAAAAGUCCUUUUGCACCAAUGCUACAUGGAGAAAUGCUACUUGGCUCAACGGAAAUGUUCCUAACAUAGAAUUGAAUCAUCCCCUACGAAAAGAUACGAUAAUCGUACCAACUGGAGGAUAUGUUGUUCUUCGUAUUAAAGCUGAUAACCCGGGUUUGUGGAAUAUGCAUUGCCACAUUGAACCACACAACCUCGAAGGAAUGCAGAUGCUCAUUAACGAGUCGUUUGCAAACAUCCCGCCAGCGCCGAUCGGGAUACCUAAUUGCUUUUCUUACCCCCCAACACCGUACAGAAUAGGCCUCAUAAAGAACUGCACAACAGACCAAUCAAACCAGGAAGAUGCACUGCCAGCCGGACAAGUGACCACAGAAAACCAUCAGGACCAUGCUGGCCUACUUAUCGCCAUUCUUGUGAUCCAAAGCAUUAUGUUGCUGAUGGUCAGUUUCGCGUGCUUUAAACAGCGCAACCAUCCAACGUGUAAAGUUGUCCAAGGGCAUGACAAUCCCGGGAUCAGUUUGGAACAGCAAUAG